GUCGUUGCGCGCUUCUCCGAGCUACAAGACGCGCCAGAUGUGGCAAAUGCAAGAAGCAGCUUUCGAGGACGCUUUGGGCUUCUCUUCCGCGCGCGUCUUUCAUUGACGGGGGAGCGCGCGUCCCGUUUGAGAGCAUCAUGACCGAAGCCCCUCACCUCCGCUGCACGGCGAGGACGACGACGGCAACAUAAUGGCCAUUAGGAGCGCUUGCUGCUGCGGUCCAAUUAACGAAGAUAAUGCGAGAUUCCUGCUGCUGGCCUUGUUUAUCGUCCUCUAUAUGCUGUGCGGAGCGGCCGUUUUCUCCGCCCUGGAGCAGCCCAAGGAGCGGGAGGCCAAGGAGCGAUGGGCGCAGAGGUUCGAGCUCUUCAGGCAGACUUACAAUCUGAGUAAGAAGGAGCUCAACGGUUUCCUCGAGAACUACGAGGAAGCCAACGCGGCGGGGAUUCGAGUGGACAACAUCAGACCACGAUGGGACUUCACUGGGGCUUUCUACUUUGUGGGAACUGUGGUUUCCACCAUUGGCUUUGGGAUGACCACACCGGCCACAAUCGGAGGCAAAGUCUUCCUGAUGUUCUACGGCCUUCUCGGAUGCGCGGCCACCAUCCUCUUCUUCAACCUCUUCCUGGAGCGGGUCAUCACCGUUAUCGCCGUCGUCCUCAAGUCCUGCCACGAGCACCGCCAUAACAAGGGGGAGGCGGGCCCCCAAAACGGUCGGGGGAUCCGCGCAAACUUAAGCGGGAAAGGGGAGGAUCUGGCCGGCUGGAAGCCUUCGGUCUACUGCGUCAUGUUCAUCCUCGGAGCGGCCGCCAUUUUGGUGUCUUGCUGCGCUUCGCUCAUGUACUCCGCAGUCGAGGGCUGGGGCUACCUGGACUCGCUCUACUUCUGCUUCGUGGCCUUCAGCACCAUUGGCUUUGGAGAUAUGGUGAGCAGUCAGCGGCUCGUCUACGAGGGCAACGCCACGGCAGCGUACCAGCUGGGAAACUUCUUGUUCAUCCUGACGGGCGUCUGCUGCAUCUACUCCCUCUUCAACGUCAUCUCCAUUGUCAUCAAGCAGGUCCUCAACUGGCUGCUGAGGAGACUUGAAAACCCCUGCCGAUGUUGUUACUCCAGAAAGGGUCGCCAGGCGCGCCGGCACCCCCGUCGCAACGUGGUCGCCCCGGGCCACUUGCGAGCCCGCGGCGAACCUUCCAUAGAGACAGAUGCCAUCAAUGAGAGCGAGACGGAAGCCGGGCGCAGGAUGUCUGGAGAGAUGAUCUCCAUGAGAGACUUUCUCGCGGCAAAUAAGGUCAACUUGGCAAUCAUGCAGAAGCAGCUUUCCGAGAUGGCGCUAGGACACCCGCGCCAACCCGGCUCCACUUCACAUCACAACGGCUUCUCCGGAGGAGUGGGGGCCCUUGGCAUCAUGAACAACCGACUGGCGGAAACGAGCGCGGACAGAUAGGGAGGAAUCAAGUCGAUCCAGUGCAGACGAAACAGCGUGAGGAUGAAAAUAAAAAUAAAAAAACUCUGCUUCCUCGGAGAGUUGAAUACUGUGUAUUUCCCGUUCAAAUGUCUAGACUCAAACAAUAUGAAUGAUGCAUGAUCCUUUGCUGGAAUCUGGGCCAUGUUCACUGUGUUGCCAUGUUCGUCCCUUGAGGAAUUCAGUUUUCAUGGCGAUAUAGAAGCCCGCCAUGUUCCCUUGCAACUCAGCUUUAAGAGUCUUAUGCCAUAGGUGACUGUGGCCGACUUCCACUGCGCUUAAGUACGUUACAGUACACGCACUGUACGGUAUCUCAUAUCCAUUGCUGGGUACACUGUGUCACAACGAUGGGGCGGAAACUGGCUUCAAUA
This is a messenger RNA of Hippocampus comes (tiger tail seahorse), 1830 nucleotides long. It is a transcript of the gene kcnk13b, whose product is annotated as potassium channel, subfamily K, member 13b. Gene Ontology annotation, molecular function: outward rectifier potassium channel activity; potassium ion leak channel activity. The transcript has 3 exons. The record is from RefSeq and is a predicted model, not a curated record. Gene Ontology annotation, cellular component: plasma membrane. Gene Ontology annotation, biological process: potassium ion transmembrane transport; stabilization of membrane potential. NCBI's taxonomy places the organism in Eukaryota, Metazoa, Chordata, Actinopteri, Syngnathiformes, Syngnathidae. Bases 191 to 1441 code for a protein of 416 amino acids.